GCAGGCAAGGUUACCUGAGGGUCUCAGACAUACAGCAGGUCCUGUGACAAGCUGUCCUCACCCUGAGGAAGCCACAGGUCACCCCAGAGUGGGAGUCAGGGGAGGCUUCAUGGAGGAGUGGAGCUGGCCUGAACCUUGGACCUUGUCUUCCAAUAGAAUCGGUAUCUCAGCCCCAGCAGGAGCCGAUCAUGGCCUCCAAGCCUGAGAAGAGGGUGGCCUCCUCUGUGUUUAUCACCCUGGCACCCCCACGCCGUGAUGUGGCUGUGACUGAGGCAGUGGGCCAAGCAGCUUGUGAAGCUCGACGUGCCCGGCCCUGGGAGACUCCCACGAAGACCCCUGGGACUGGCUUGAGCAGGAACCCCAAUACCUGGACACCUGGCAGAACCACUGCCUCGCUCCCCGCAGCCCCACCCCAGCUCUCCAAUGGAGGAUGCUCUCCUCCACCUCCUUCCCUGAAUGAUGAGGACCUCGACCUCCUCCCGCCUCCUCCACCACCCCCUUCGGCCUACCUGCCAGAAGAGGAGCCUCCUGCCCUGGCGGGGACAUCACUCAUUUCUGACUUGGAACAACUCCACCUGCCCCCGCCCCCACCUCCACCCCUACCACAGGCUCUACCAAAGGGAUCCUCUGUCCGGCCUCACCUCAGACCCUCGGAAGAGGAGCUACCUCCUCCUCCAGAAGAGGCUGUCACAUUUCCAGAGAGAGAGGCAUCCACAGAUGUCUGCGGCUUCUGCCAUAAGCCCGUGUCCCCUCGAGAGCUGGCUGUUGAGGCCAUGAAGAGGCAGUACCACGCCCUGUGCUUCACCUGUCGUACCUGCCGCCGCCAGCUCGCCGGGCAGAGGUUCUAUCAGAAGGAUGGGCGCCCCCUGUGCGAACCCUGCUACGAGGACACUCUGGAGAAGUGUGGCAAGUGUGGAGAGGUGGUCCGAGACCACGUCAUCCGGGCCCUGGGCAAGGCCUUCCAUCCACCCUGCUUCACCUGCGUGACCUGUGCCCGGUGCAUCGGGGAUGAGAGCUUUGCACUGGACAGCCAGAACCAGGUGUACUGCGUGACUGAUUUCUACAGGAAAUUUGCCCCCAUGUGCAGCAUCUGUGAGAAUCCCAUCAUCCCCCGCGACGGGAAGGAUGCCUUCAAGAUUGAGUGCAUGGGAAGGAACUUCCAUGAAAGCUGCUACCGUUGUGAAGAUUGCAGUGUCCUCCUGUCUGUGGAGCCCACCGACCAAGGCUGCUACCCGCUGAAUGACCACCUCUUCUGCAAGCCCUGCCACAUUAAGCGGGGUGCUGCUGGGUGCUGCUAAGAACCUCGAUGCUGGCCCCUCCCUAACUUGGUUUCCUCACUCAACCUUCCUUGCAUACUUUCCUUUUGAGCCUCACUGAGCACCAGCACACUGCUCAGCCCACAGCAUCUAGACACAAGAGCCCGAGACACUGGGGCUUGGCCUCCUGGUACACAGCUACCCUCACCCAGACUUUCAACUCCUCCGACUCUGCCAACCAGAAGGCCCCUCACCAGGAGAUUGGGACCCUGGUUCCUCUCUAGUGCUAGCCCUGACCUAUUUGUGGGGACAGGUCUCGGGAUGACGCCCACGUCUCUGACCAUGAUGCUUAGCUGCCUAGCAGAAGGUGCCGAGACCAGCUUAGUGUAUUGAGCUGAGCUGUUCGAAGUGUGCCUGCCCAGUUACCGUAGAAAGUGUAUUUUAAAAAUUUAGAAAUGUAUGCUGGGGCUGGGUGCAGAGGCAAGCGAUCUCUGAGUUCUAUGCCAGCCUGGUCUACAGAGCAAGUUCCAGGAUAGCUAGG
This is a messenger RNA of Onychomys torridus (southern grasshopper mouse), 1797 nucleotides long. It is a transcript of the gene Fblim1, whose product is annotated as filamin binding LIM protein 1. The record is from RefSeq and is a predicted model, not a curated record. The transcript has 9 exons. Lineage: Eukaryota; Metazoa; Chordata; Mammalia; Rodentia; Cricetidae. Gene Ontology annotation, molecular function: filamin binding. Gene Ontology annotation, biological process: cell-cell adhesion. Gene Ontology annotation, cellular component: focal adhesion; stress fiber. Bases 189 to 1298 code for a protein of 369 amino acids.